AUGGGCGCGCCGCCCGAGAGCAAGAAGGCGAAGGGCGCCGUCAUCCAGGAGGCGCGGGCCAGCGCUGAGGAGGCGAAGAGGAGCGGCGAGAAGCAGCGGAUGCCCACGGAGGCCGUGCAGAGCAGGGUGACGAAGAACAUGGCAGGCCCGAAUCGGGGCCAGCGAAUGGAUUUGUUGUCCAUCUCUCCAGAGCGCAUGGGCGUCAGAUGCAAGGUCUCGUGGACGUCAGCAACACGCAGUGCAAGGGGCUGCUGCCCUGCGAGGCCGUUCAUGGAUUUCAACUUCGCCGAGAGGACAGGCGUCGACAAGCGUGCCACAACUAUGGCGGGCGGUGACCAGAUGCACGAGCAGCAUGGCGAAGUCGCGUCUGACUACGCCAGGGCCGACAUGCUGAAAGGGAAGGAGGUCAAGGACGCAGCGGUCAAGAUGAGGGCGAGGCCGUGGGACCUCGCCAGCUUAGUCAAGAAGUCCUGCGAGAUGCGUGGGGUCCUUGUCAAGCCAAUGAACUGCCGGCCAGUGGCUGCUGUGCUGAUGGGCGAGUUUGGCACCCUCGGCGCUGGCGGAUCUCCGAGGGCCCAAGCCUUGGGCGGUCGCAGGGCAGGCGCUCAGGCCGUGGCCAAGUUGCUGGAUGCCGAAGCCGGCGAUGACGACGAUUAA
Molecule: messenger RNA, 657 nt
Organism: Prorocentrum cordatum
Lineage: Eukaryota; Dinophyceae; Prorocentrales; Prorocentraceae
Source: the annotation of a GenBank genome assembly